AUGGCAUCGAAGUUUGAAUCCUCCAUUCAGAGGAGCUGUGAUUUCAUCCAUGAUUUCGCCUGUUCCGCUUGUGAAGAAGAUGGAUUGAACACGGAAGCUCAAUAUUUCUGUAAUCAGUGCAUGAAACAUUACUGCGAUAAUUGUGUUACAAAACAUAAUGGCUUAUACAAGAGACACACGGUACUCGACCGGAAGGACGUGAAGAAAUGGGCAGCAGCACCAGGGACGGUGGACGUCCUUGAGAGAUGCAAGAGGCACCCCGGGGAGGCGCUCAAGCUGGUCUGUGGUGACCAUGACCAGCUGUGUUGCCAUGUGUGCAUUUCAAUUGAUCAUAGAUCGGACACUGUUCAUCAAUACAGCACAUUCCAGACGUUGCAAAGGACAUCCGCAAAGAUCCCGGGUUUCGACAACUACCUCAACAGGUUGCUGUUCUUAGGAAGCAGAUAG
Molecule: messenger RNA, 447 nt
Organism: Mya arenaria
Lineage: Eukaryota; Metazoa; Mollusca; Bivalvia; Myida; Myidae
Product: transcription intermediary factor 1-beta-like
Exons: 3
Coding region: 1-447 (148 amino acids)
Biological process (GO): positive regulation of DNA-templated transcription
Cellular component (GO): nucleoplasm; chromatin
Molecular function (GO): zinc ion binding; ubiquitin-protein transferase activity
Source: RefSeq, a predicted model, not a curated record